GUUCAAAUAUUCGACUUGGAGUCCGCCGGCGCCGGCGUGUCGACGUCGGUGCCGCCGUUUUCAUGGAAGAAGCUGUGGCUGUUCACGGGGCCAGGGUUGCUGAUGAGCGUGGCGUUUUUGGACCCAGGGAACCUGGAAGGAGACCUACAAGCUGGUGCCAUUGCUGGGUACUCUUUGCUUUGGUUGUUGGUGUGGACAACCAUCAUGGGGUUGCUGAUACAGCUUUUGUCGGCGAGGCUUGGGGUGGCGUCGGGGCGGCACCUGGCGGAGCUGUGCAGGGAGGAGUAUUCGAAUUGGGCGAGGCUUGUUCUGUGGGUGAUGGCUGAGUUGGCAUUGAUUGCUGCUGAUAUUCAAGAGGUUAUUGGAAGUGCCAUUGCUAUUAAGAUUCUUAGCCAUGGGAUUGUGCCUAUUUGGUUUGGUGUGGUAAUCACUGCCUUAGAUAGUUUCGUCUUUUUAUUUCUCGAGAACUAUGGAGUUAGGAAGUUGGAAGGUGUUUUCGCGGUUUUCAUUGGAACUAUGGCCUUCUCUUUUGCAUGGAUGUUCUUUGAUACAAAGCCCAGUGAAGAAGAACUUGUGAUGGGUAUUUUGAUCCCAAGAGUUAACUCAAAAACACUUCGCCAAGCUGUGGAAAUUGUGGGUUGUGUUAUUACCCCACAUAAUGUAUUCCUCCAUUCUGCAUUAGUACAAUCAAGGGACAUUGAUAUCCGUAACAAAGGUCAGGUUCAAGAGGCUAUCAACUACUACUCGAUUGAGUCUUCAGUUGCACUUUUAAUCACCUUGGUGAUCAACCUAUUUGUGAUAACUGUUUUCGCUAGGGUGUUCUAUGGUACAGAACAAGCCACAAGCAUAGGAUUAGUAAAUGCAGGGCAAUAUCUUCAGGAAAGGUAUGGUGGAGGUUUAUUUCCAAUUCUCUAUAUAUGGGGUAUUGGUUUAUUAGCUGCUGGACAAAGUAGCACCAUUACUGGCACAUAUGCUGGCCAGUUUAUCACAGAGGGUUUUCUGAAGCUCAAUAUAAAGAAGUGGUUGAGGGCAUUGAUCACUCGAAGUUGUGCAAUUGUUCCAACUAUGAUUGUAGCAAUUGUUUUUAAUACAUCAGAAGGUUCAUUGGAUACCUUGAAUGAAUGGCUUAAUGUGCUCCAAGCAAUACAGAUUCCUUUUGCACUUAUCCCUCUUCUUACUUUGGUGUCCAAAGAGGAGGUCAUGGGGACCUUCAGAAUAGGGCCUAUAGUAGAGAGGGUGUCUUGGACUGUGGCUGUUUUGGUAAUAAUGGUUUAUGGAUAUAUGCUAUUAGAUUUCUUCCUCUCAGAAGUGAAGGGGCUGUUGUUUGGUUUUUUAGUCUUCCUUGGUGCUGCAGCAUGGAUUUCAUUUAUUGCAUAUCUGGUUAGACAUAGUGGUGCUAUUACUUCUAUCCUGGUGAGGUCCCCUAAUUCUAAAGGCUUCUUCUCUCUUGCUGGGAACUAA
Molecule: messenger RNA, 1461 nt
Organism: Gastrolobium bilobum
Lineage: Eukaryota; Viridiplantae; Streptophyta; Magnoliopsida; Fabales; Fabaceae
Product: metal transporter Nramp2-like
Exons: 4
Coding region: 103-1461 (452 amino acids)
Biological process (GO): metal ion transport
Cellular component (GO): membrane
Molecular function (GO): cadmium ion transmembrane transporter activity; manganese ion transmembrane transporter activity
Source: RefSeq, a predicted model, not a curated record